This is a messenger RNA of Talaromyces atroroseus, 1623 nucleotides long. RefSeq names its product GPI mannosyltransferase 4. Gene Ontology annotation, cellular component: endoplasmic reticulum membrane. Gene Ontology annotation, molecular function: alpha-1,2-mannosyltransferase activity. The transcript is spliced from 4 exons. Lineage: Eukaryota; Fungi; Ascomycota; Eurotiomycetes; Eurotiales; Trichocomaceae. Bases 1 to 1623 code for a protein of 540 amino acids. The record is from RefSeq and is a predicted model, not a curated record. Gene Ontology annotation, biological process: GPI anchor biosynthetic process.
AUGUGGAGACGAGCGUACUUGCUCCUCCUGCUGAUCCGGGUGUACUUCGCCCUUUCGCCGAGUUAUGUGCAUCCCGAUGAGCAUUUCCAGAGCCUGGAGGUAUUCGCCGGGCGCAUCUAUUCCUACCCCUCGCAGUUAACCUGGGAGUUUGUUUCAGACAACCCCAUUCGCAGCGUCUUCCCUCUAUGGCCUGUCUACGGUCUGCCCAUGAAUCUGGUGAAAUGGUUCUACAACGAGACCGGUCUGGGGAGCAGUCCUCCGCCGGAGCUGAUAUACUACAUUCUGCGGGGCGUCAUGUUUGUGCUUAGUUUUGUGCUGGAGGACUGGGCUGUUUACGAACUGGUGCCGACUCCGAGACAUCGUGUUCCCACGGUUGUUUUGGUGGCCUCCUCCUAUGUCACAUGGACGUAUCAGACGCACACUUUUUCCAACUCGCUCGAGACGCUGCUGGUCACUUGGGGGUUGGUUUUGAUGCAGCGGAUUGUGGAGAACAAGAAACGCUCCGUAUUCUUCUCCCCCGCCGUGUUAUCGCUAGUAGUCGUACUCGGCGUCUUCAAUAGAAUCACUUUCCCGGCAUUCCUUCUAAUACCCGGGCUGCAACUAUUUCCGCAUUUUGUGCAAAAACCAUUCUCACUCGCUGUCUUGAUUGCAUUCGGAUCCCUCUUUUCCGCAAUCGCUAUUCUCACCGACACCGUCUUCUACCGCUCCGUCUCUCUACUCGAGGCUAUUCGCAACCCAGUCGUUAUCACCCCCUUAAACAACCUACUGUACAACACCAACAGCGUAAAUCUAGCCGAACAUGGCCUUCACCCGCACUACCAGCAUUUCCUCGUGAACCUGCCCCAGCUCCUCGGACCAGCAUUGGUAGCCCUCGUGCUAUCCCUAUUCACGCGGUCCAUGGCAAGCGUAUUCUACAACCGCCGCGCCAUCGCCGCGCUAUCAGGGACAAUGAUCCUCUCCGCCAUUCCGCACCAGGAACCUCGCUUCUUGCUACCCUGCGUCCCGCUGCUUCUAACAUGUAUGCGGCCGCUGAAAACGCGCCCUUUUCUCAUCUCCUGGGUUGUCUUCAAUGCACUCCUUGGUUUCCUAAUGGGCGUCUAUCACCAGGGCGGUGUAGUGCCCACGCAGCUGGCAAUGCCGUCGAUCAUAAACGCACAUCAUGCCGAUCAUAAGAACAAUAUGAUGGACAGCAUCAGAUCUAACGUAACCGUCUUCUGGUGGAAGACAUACUCGCCGCCGCUAUGGCUACUAGGCGACAACAGCAGCCUCGACGCCGAUAUCCACACGCUAGAUUUGAUGGGCAUGCGCGGCAACGACAUGAUUGAGCGCAUUGAGUCUACCGUUCCGAGCUGCUCAGCAAACAAGAAGGAACAAGAGAAAAACAGGGUCUUCUUCCUCGUCGCGCCUCGCUCCGCCACAUUCCUUGAUACAUACACUUCUUCCAACAAGCAUGACGAGCAAGUCGAGUCCCUCCAUCUAACGGAACAGUGGACGUAUACCAACCAUCUGAAUCUAGACGAUAUCGAUGUCGGGGACGACGGCGUUCUAGGCACUCUAUAUCGUGUCCUUGGCCGUCGCGGAUUGACGGUGUGGUCCGUGGAGCGGAUUGGAUGUAAUAUUUAG